Molecule: messenger RNA, 711 nt
Organism: Protopolystoma xenopodis
Lineage: Eukaryota; Metazoa; Platyhelminthes; Monogenea; Polystomatidea; Polystomatidae
Source: the annotation of a GenBank genome assembly
AUGCUCCAGUCUUGUCAGAGGACCACGGACGUUUGUCUCGCUCUUGGCAUUCACAUACACACACACACACACAAACAUCUCUGCUCCUCUCUACCUGGUCGGUCACCUGGUCGUCUGGCCUACCCUUUUACCUACCCUCCGGCAGAGGCAACAAGUGUCAGCCUCUCCUCUGUUGCUCCUCGUUGCCGCGUCCAAGUCUCAUCUUCUCUGAGUCUGGCUCUCCAGGCCGAGACUGGCAGAGGGAGCAAACAAACCGGAUCGCGUGUCUCCUCAGACUUGGAUGUCGGGGUGGAUGACUUCAGUCACUUGCCGAAGUUGCCACCAGCUUGGGAUCAGCUUUUCAUUUUGUCUGUAUGUCAGGUUGUCUGCUUCGGAGGGGACGCAAGAAACCUUCGUUUCUCGCCCUCAAGCGGUCACUUUGUCUGUGCCCUCUCUUGCUCCCGCCAAGAGGAUGCAAGCUCGUGGGGCCGACAGAUCUUCAUACACGCGCCUGCCCUGUAUGAUUCAGGGCCCUCCCAACGGGGGGUCAAACAACGGGCCUGUUUUCUCUCUCGUUCUCUCUUUCCCUAUUCGUUGGCGUUUGAUAUGCAUUUUCCCACUGACAUUUCCCCAUUGCCAAUUUCUUACUGGUCGACAGGACCAUCUGUCACGCACAACGUGAUCGCAGAUGGCCCUGCCCUCCCCGUCUUCUAUCCUCCUCUGUACCUCUAA